Brassica napus (rape) is the source of this 1120-nucleotide messenger RNA. RefSeq names its product CASP-like protein 1F1. Bases 543 to 1052 code for a protein of 169 amino acids. NCBI's taxonomy places the organism in Eukaryota, Viridiplantae, Streptophyta, Magnoliopsida, Brassicales, Brassicaceae. The record is from RefSeq and is a predicted model, not a curated record. The transcript has 3 exons.
AAAAUGCAAAAACUCUGCACCUUGGCGCGGGUAACGAUCCCUAGUAUCAACAAAUAGGUAACACAAAUAUAAAUUAUGUCCUUAUUUGGAUGGCCCAAGGAUUUUAUUUUUAGCUUCUAAAAAGAAUUUGUGAUCUUAGUUUUUUUCUUCACCAAAUCUGAUCUUAAUUGUUGUUAAUUAUUCCAUAACACCAACUACUAUUGAAAAACAAGUCUGUAAACAAAGAUGUGUUACCAAAUUUAAUGUAUUCAAAUAGAAAGUGCCCAUCUGUUUAGGCAGAGAUUCGAUCAUCCGACCUCCUCAAAUAUCUUGUUUCGCAAUCUCACCCACAUGCUAUUUUCCUUUAAAUUAUCUGCCUCUGUCCAUCUCUUCUUUUCCAACCCACUUACUCUUCUCCUUCUCUUGUCUUCGUUGAAUUUUGGGAUCUUACACCACAGCAAAUAACAACACCGCCAACUAUAUAUUUGUCCUAUUUGUCCUUUUGGUUUUGAUCUUUGUAACAAUCAAUAAGGAAAGUUAAAGCUUGAAUCUGAAUAAUAAUAAUGGGAGACAAUGGAGGGAAAAGAACGCCGUCAAUGAAUCUUGCGGUUCAAGUGUCGAUGAGAGUGUUAGCCAUUGGCACCGCAUUGGCCUCCAUGGGGCUCAUGAUUACUAACCAUGAAGUUGCCUCUGUUUAUGGCAUUGCUUUUGAGGCUAAAUACAGCGACUCAUCAGCCUUUAGGUAUUUGGUGUACGCGGAUAUAGCUAUCUCCGCCUUGACAUUGUUCACGCUCGUAUGGGCUUGUUUAGCUGUCCGUAAACGUGGACUUGUUUUUGUACUCUUCUUUUUUGAUUUGCUUGCGACGUUGACGGCGAUGUCGGCUUUCUCUGCGGCCACAUCGGAGGGAUACAUUGGAAAGUACGGUAACACACACGCCGGUUGGCUUCCGAUCUGCGGUUAUGUACAUGGUUACUGCAAUCGUGGGACUCUCUCACUCGCUUUUUCCUUUGCCUCUUUUCUCCUCUUGUUCAUCCUUACUGUCCUAACUGCCUCCGCUGCUCGUCAUCACUGAAACUAUUUUCUUUACAUUUUAUAUUAUUCAAUUUCUAAUAUUCUUAAGAUUCUUCAAUCUUUCUUAUA